AUGCUCGGGGGGGGGGGUGUCGGACACAUCGCCAUCUUCGUGAGGCCUCUGAACGUGACCCGCGGGGAUCGAGUGGUCCUGACCACCAACGUCCUGCUAGCUUCAGACGGGACGGACAAACCCGAGGAGCUGCAGUACGUCCUCACGGUCCCUCCAGCUCACGGACACCUCGAGUACGUACGACACCCGGGAGUCUCCAUCUCCACCUUCAGCCAGAUGGACAUCGCGGCCAACAUCGUGGCUUAUGUCCAUGAUAAUCGGGCGACUGGGGCGAAAGAGGCAUUUGAGUUUGUCGUGAGUAACGGUAAAAGCAGCAGAAACGGCAGCUUUGAGAUCUCCGUGGAGAUGGUGGACCGCAUCCUUCCCUCUCUGUCCCACAACAAAGGCCUGACCGUCCCCCGCGGCUCGUCCAUGAUCCUGGGUCCAGACUGUCUCUCUGCGUCCGACCCCGACACCCCGCCCAGCUCUGUCACCUUCUUCCUCUCUCAGCCGCCCCAAUAUGGCCGCCUGCUGCUGGACGGUGUGGACCUCAACUCCGGGUCAAACUUCACCCAGAGGAACAUCCAGGACCUGCAGCUGACCUACAAACACGACGGAGGCCCGGCUCUCAUCGACCGCUUUGCCUUCACCACCUCUGACAGCACCAGGCGGGGUUUCCUCCUGGACGGGAAACUCCAAACCCAGCCUGAGUUUUUCACGAUUCAGAUCAGAUCGUUGGACCAGUCCCAUCCCGAGGUAGUGACGCUGCUCCCUCUGUGGAAGGCUGAAGUGUUAGCGGACGGUCGCUACGGGAUCUUUCUGUCCUCCAGAGACGUGAAGGCCAGAGACGACCACAGCCGCGAGGACCAGCUCUGGUUCUCUAUCGUUCGACAGCCGUACUUUGGAUAUCUGGAGAAUAUUACCACAGGAGGCUUCUUACCUCCGCGCUUCGCCCAGACAGAGCUGAACAAGAGAAGCAUUGUGUACGUCAUUAACCCCGACAUGGAGUCUCUGUCGGACAGCCUGGAGUUCACAGUGUCUGAUCCUCUGGGGAACACUGGGCCCUCUCACACGCUGCGUCUGAGCUGGGCCCGGCUGGAGCUCUGCGAGACCAGACUCUCUGUGUGCGAGAAGCAAGGGACUGUUUCUGUGGACAUAGAGAGAAAGGGGAACCUGGCGGAGUCCUCAUAUGUCACUGUCAAGGUGAAAGAUGUGACAGCCACCACUGGGACGGAUUUCGUUGUGAACCCGUCUUCUCUUGUUCAGUUUGACCCCGGUGUCUCAAAGAGGAGCUGGCAGAUUAAGAUAGUCCAGGAUCUUCUUGAGGAGUCCGAGGAGGUCUUUGAGGUGCAGCUCGUGGCUCCGGAGGCUUCGGUCAUCGGCAGAAGUGACCGAGCUGAGAUCACCAUCAGAGACGCAGGCAGAGGAUGCGCGGCAGGACACCCCCACGAAGCUCCGGUUCUGGGCGGGAGCGAAGUGGGGUCCAAGCCGUACCCAGAACAUGGAACCAUCACGGUGGAGAAGUUACCCCUGGAUCCGGACCCUGUGGUCUGGACUCGCGGAGACAGCCUCAGGAAACCAGAGUCUAUUCAGCACCAGAAGAAAAUCCGAGUGAUGGGGAGUCCUAAAUCUAUCGCACCUUCCUCUGUGUUUCACAACGGGACAGAUACAGUUUUUACAUAUCACGGCAUCAUGACAAUGCGAGUGGAAGACGACUCCGCCCCAUCGAGAAAAGGCAGAAAAGCAAAUGUCCAGGUUCUGAACCAGAGACCGAAGCAACAAGCCCAGACCAAGACCUCGAAGACCAGUGUUCAAAGGAAGAGCAGCGGUCAGGUCAAAACAGUCAAACCAGCUGAAUCUGAGGCCGUGGUCCCGAAGCGGUGUGAGCCAGAGCUGAUGGGGCUCUUACACUUCAACCAGAGCACGGGGCAGAUGUAUCACUGCAACGGCGUGUCCUGGAAACCCUGGGCUCCUUCGGAAACGAUGGUGAAUGCUCAAAAGUGCAGAAGAGGAUGGAGGUUUCACGGCGGACACUGUUACAUGAACUCGGAGCAGAAAGCCACAUGGUCCACUGCUAACAGAGCCUGCAAAGAGAGAUACAAGGGAACGCUAGCAAGUGUGCUCUCCAAGGCGGACAUGGAUUGGCUGUGGGAUUUCAGUGGACGUAAGCCCUUUUGGAUAGGCCUGAACGACAGAGAGGGCAGGGGCCGCUGGGAAUGGGCUGGCGGAGACCCCGUGAGCUUCACCAACUGGAGGAAGUCACCUCCAAGAUCCAAGACGAAAGGGAGUAAAAAGUGUGUCCUGGUGUGGAGACGAGCCAAGUGGCAGAUCCGGGACUGCAAGACGAGCCGGAACCACCGCUACAUCUGCUCCACCAAGACCUAA
Knipowitschia caucasica is the source of this 2364-nucleotide messenger RNA. Lineage: Eukaryota; Metazoa; Chordata; Actinopteri; Gobiiformes; Gobiidae. The record is from the annotation of a GenBank genome assembly.